Pyrus x bretschneideri (Chinese white pear) is the source of this 534-nucleotide messenger RNA. RefSeq lists its product as uncharacterized. The record is from RefSeq and is a predicted model, not a curated record. The coding region runs from base 1 to 534 and encodes 177 amino acids. Gene Ontology annotation, cellular component: membrane. Lineage: Eukaryota; Viridiplantae; Streptophyta; Magnoliopsida; Rosales; Rosaceae. Gene Ontology annotation, biological process: Golgi vesicle transport. The transcript is spliced from 2 exons.
AUGGAAUCUAUAUACAAGGCAUGGGUUCGACAGAGGAGUGAAAGGCUAGCACAAGAACAUUUGGAUGAACUCUGUAGGGAGCUGCAAACCGCUUUAGGUACUGCCAAAUGGCAGUUGGAAGAGUUUGAGACGGCUGUCAGGUUGAGCUAUAGACAAUGUGGUGAUGAUCAUAAAGCAGCUAGACAUGGACAAUUUGUUGCUGCUAUUGAAAACCAAAUUUCUCGUGUUGAAACAGCACUAAGGGAAUCGUUUAGUAUGGAAGGAAAGAAACCCCUUCAAUGGGUACACAUGGAUGAAGACGAACACGAUGAUUUUGGUGCAUUUCUCUCUGGGACAUCCCAAAGUAAGCAAACAGCCAAAAAUGAAUGUGUAGAACUCAGGCAUGGGGUGAAAAGCUCCGAGGAAAGUGACACUACAAGAAAAGACAGGAACCUUAAAUAUAGUGCUGCCUGCAAUGGAGACAUUUCUGAUGAAAUAAAGGGUGUUAAAGAUGUUAUUACUAUUUCCAAGGAUCCAAAUUUUUCAUGGAAUUGA